This is a messenger RNA of Coccomyxa subellipsoidea C-169, 790 nucleotides long. RefSeq lists its product as hypothetical. Bases 217 to 654 code for a protein of 145 amino acids. The record is from RefSeq and is a predicted model, not a curated record. NCBI's taxonomy places the organism in Eukaryota, Viridiplantae, Chlorophyta, Trebouxiophyceae, Coccomyxaceae. The transcript has a single exon.
GCAAGGAGCAGAAGGAGCAGAUGCUGGCGCAUCGCCAUGUCAAGCUGGUCUCCCUGGCGCGCCUCGUGCAGGAACGCCGCGAACUGCAGGCCCGCCUCCAGGCAGGCAUCAGGCUCAUUGCCUUUCCUUUUGAUCUGACACAAGCUUGCCUGUAUGUGGAACUUCCUCUGGCAGUGAGAGGACAGGCCAAGGCAGGGCCGCCGGAAAGCAUCGGGCAUGCUGGCGCUACAGCAUGGGACCAUGUGUGGUGCUGCAGCAGUACACCAACUUGCUGUGGUACCGUACCACUAUGUUGACAUCCUGUACCUGGCUGUGCGGCAGGCGUGCAACGAGGCGACGGCGAACCCGCGGGAGAACGAGAGCGUGGGCAUGGGCGCAGAGUUCCCGCACCUGCUGGAGGUGGCCGAGCGGCUGCGCGAAAAUGUGGCCCAACUGCACCGCUCCGUAUGCCUUUUCAUGGGCCACACCUGGCGCCAAGUCCUCACUCCCGUCCAGGCCGGAACCUUCAUGGUUCAGGCCUUUCCUUGGACCCCGGACAUGCUCGCGUUGGCAAACACCAUCGCGGCGGAGGCCGGCGCCCCCAGUGUGCAGGACAUCUUUCGCGACUCGCUCAGCACGCAGCCGGGGGCGACCCCCCUGCAGCUUGGCUGCUGAGCGCGUGGCUGCAACAAAAAUGCCUCUGUGUCCAGUGUGUCUGGUGAAGAAGUGCAGUGGUGCGUUUGGUCAAGAAAUGCGGUCAGGGCGGGUGUCUUUGGCUGGAUCAGCGCUCACAAGAAGUGCUCAUGUAUAU